GCAGGCCUCUGUGUCUUUACUUCGAUCUCAUACCCUAACCAGGCUAAAUAUUUUUUCCUGUCUCUCACGUGUCUCUAACAGUACUUCCGAAAAUCUAAGCUCUUGUCCAUCGUCUGGCAUCCCAAACUUCACCAAGUAGAGCAGUGGCCUCUCCCUCGAGGGUUCAAAGGAUGUCUACAGGCUGCCCCAUAAAGCAUGAUCCUAAGCAUGAAGAUGCUGGAACAUUGUGUCCCGACAUCGCCGACUGGGACGGGCCGGACGACUCGGCAAAUCCUAUGAACUGGAGUGCGGCGAAGAAGAUCAUGGCCGUUGGCACCGUAUCGGUCUUCAACUUUCUGACUCCCCUGGGGUCUGCCAUGUUCGCCCCGGGUGUUUCACAAGUGAUGAAUGACUUCCACUCGACCAGCAAGCCCAUCUCAACCUUCGUGGUCUCAAUCUAUCUGCUCGGGUUCGCAUGUGGACCCCUGUUAGUCGCGCCCCUCUCCGAGCUCUAUGGCCGUCUGCCGCUCUACCACGCCUGUAACAUGCUCUUCACCGCGUUCAAUAUCGCCUGCGCGGUGGCGCCCGGCAUGUCCUCCUUGAUCGGGUUCCGCUUUCUGGCCGGAUCGUUUGGAAGUGCACCGUUAGCCCUAGGAGCUGGAACCCUAGCGGACUGCAUUGCGCCGGAUCGUCGCGGUCUGGCAAUUGCGGUCUGGGCUGUUGGACCCGUAAUUGGCCCAGUGGUUGGCCCUGUUUGCGGUGGAUUCUUAACCCAAAAUGCGUCGUGGCGCUGGGUCUUCUGGGUAAUUGCAAUUGCGGCAGGCGUCGUCACCGCGGCCUCCUUCAUAAUCCUCCGCGAAACCUACGCCCCAAUCCUUCUGGAGCGCAAGGCCAAGCGGCUCAGACGCGAAGCGGGCAAUUACCAAUUACGGUCGGCACUCCACCGGGACCUGACCCCGCGGGCUCUGUUCACGAAAUCCAUCGUUCUCCCCCUUCAGCUGUUGGUCCUCUCUCCGAUAGUCUCCCUGCUAUCUAUAUAUGUGGCCGUAGUGUACGGCUUCAUGUAUCUCCUCUUCACCACCAUGUCGCAGGUUUACCACGAUCAGUACAAUUUUUCCACCAGUAUCAUCGGCCUCACCUACAUUGGGCUGGGACUGGGCUCGAUAUUAGGGCUGAUAGCCAUGGGCCGCUUAUCGGACCCCAUCACCCGCCAUCUCGCUGCUCAGAGCAAAGAGGGAGUCAAGAAACCCGAGUUUCGUCUGGCGUUGAUGAUCCCUAUGAGUCUCUGCCUUCCCAUUGGGCUGGUCUGGUAUGGCUGGUCCGCCGACAAGCAGGUGCAUUGGAUCAUGCCCAUAAUUGGGACCGGGUGGGUUGGAGUCGGUGUAGUGGCUGUGUUUACUGCGAUUCAAACGUAUCUUGUCGAAGCCUUCACGGCGCAGGCUGCGUCGGCGGCAGCAGCCAAUACUGUCUUGCGAUCCCUAAUUGGAGCGGUGUUGCCCUUGGCUGGACCCUCAAUGUAUGAUGCGCUGGGCUUGGGGUGGGGUAACUCAUUGCUCGCCUUGAUUGCCUUGAUAAUGGUUCCACUGCCGCUGGCAUUCUUCAAGUUUGGCGAAAGACUUCGGACAAAGUUCCCAAUUGCACCUUGA
Messenger RNA from Aspergillus homomorphus CBS 101889, 1625 nucleotides. RefSeq names its product MFS transporter. Bases 171 to 1625 code for a protein of 484 amino acids. Lineage: Eukaryota; Fungi; Ascomycota; Eurotiomycetes; Eurotiales; Aspergillaceae. Gene Ontology annotation, biological process: transmembrane transport. The transcript is spliced from 5 exons. Gene Ontology annotation, molecular function: transmembrane transporter activity. The record is from RefSeq and is a predicted model, not a curated record.